UUCGCUCUCUGUGUGUUCCUAGCUUCACAGAGAGGCUCUUCACAGGUGUUUUGAUGUAGCUGCUCCAGGCUGUGGGCUGCUGGCGCUAUACUGACGUUUAAAUAGCCCUAAAAUUGACGUGAAGGUGAAAUACAUUUCGCUGUCACCUCAUCGCGGGUAAAGGUUGACAGCUGACUACAUCAUGGAGUCCAUGCUCAAUAAGCUAAAAAGCACCGUCACCAAGGUGACGGCUGAUGUGACCAGCGCUGUCAUGGGAAACCCGGUGACCCGGGAGUUUGAAGUUGGCCGCCAUAUUGCCAGUGGGGGACCGGGGAUGUGCUGGAGGAUUUACAAUGGUACUAAGAAGUCCACAAAACAGGAAGUAGCAGUUUUUGUAUUUGAUAAGAAGAUAAUUGACAGAUAUCAGAAGUUUGAGAAGGACCAGAUCAUUGAUUCACUUAAAAGAGGAGUUCAGCAGCUAACUCGCUUACGACACCCACGCCUUCUUACAGUUCAGCAUCCUUUGGAGGAGUCAAGGGACUGCCUGGCGUUCUGCACAGAGCCCGUGUUCGCUAGCCUGGCUAAUGUGCUGGGCCAGUGGGACAAUCUGCCUAGCCCUGUUCCCACAGAUAUUAAAGAGUACAAACUCUAUGAUGUGGAGACCAAGUAUGGCUUACUGCAGAUCUCUGAGGGCCUUUCCUUUCUGCACAGUGGAGUAAAGAUGGUACAUGGUAACCUGUGUCCAGAGAACAUCAUCCUGAAUAAGAGUGGAGCCUGGAAGAUCAUGGGCUUCGAUUUCAGCAUUUCCUCCAGCAAUCCAUCUGACGCUGAGCCUAAGUAUGUAUGUAAAGAGUGGGACCCCAAUCUGCCCCCUCUUUGCCUGCCUAACCCCGAGUAUGUGGCCCCGGAAUACAUCCUAUCCGUCAGCUGUGACUCCGCCUCUGACAUGUACUCACUGGGAGUGAUCGUGCAUGCAGUGUUCAAUGAGGGGAAGCCAGUCUUUCAGGUCAACAAGCAGGACAUCUUCAAGAGCUUCAGCAGACAACUAGACCAGUUGAGUCGUCUGAGUCCGGGAGUGCUGAGCCAGAUCCCGGAGGAGGUGCGAGAGCAUGUCAAGAUGCUGCUGAGUGUCACGGCCAAUGUGAGACCAGAUGCCGACCAGAUGACAAAGAUCCCUUUCUUUGACGAUGUUGGAGCCGUGACUCUGCAGUAUUUCGACUCCCUCUUCCAGAGAGACAAUUUACAGAAGUCACAGUUCUACAAAGGCCUCCCCAAAGUUCUGCCCAAGCUUCCCAAGAGGGUGGUGGUGUACCGGAUCUUGCCAGCACUGACCUCAGAAUUUGUGAACCCUGAUAUGGUGCCGUUCGUGCUGCCCAACGUGCUUUUAAUAGCGGAAGAGUGUACAAAGGAGGAAUAUGUUCGUCUGAUUUUACCAGACCUCACCCCAGUGUUCAAACAACAGGAGCCCAUUCAGAUCUUACUGAUAUUCUUACAAAAGAUGGACCUGCUUCUGACCAAAACACCCCCUGAAGACAUCAAGAACUGCGUGCUCCCAAUGGUCUACAGAGCACUGGAGGCUCCCUCAACUCAGAUCCAGGAACUGUGCCUGAAUAUCAUUCCCACCUUUGCUAAUCUGAUUGACUAUCCAUCCAUGAAGAACGCACUUAUCCCUCGCAUUAAAUCAGCGUGUUUACAGACCUCCUCAUUGGCUGUGAGAGUAAACUCUUUGGUGUGCCUGGGGAAGAUUCUGGAGUAUCUGGAUAAAUGGUUUGUCAUUGAUGAAAUCCUGCCCUUCUUACAGCAGAUACCUUCCCGAGAGCCAGCUGUACUCAUGGGCAUUCUGGGCAUCUACAAGUGCACUUUUACCCAUAAGAAACUAGGCAUCCCAAAAGAGCACCUUGCAGGGAAAAGUCUGCCUCAUUUAGUUUCUCUUAGUAUUGACAACAACCUUAACCUCAAUCAGUUUAAUUCUUUCAUGGCUGUGAUCAGAGAGAUGCUGAGUCGAAUGGAAGCGGAGCAUAAGACCAAACUGGAGCAGCUCCACAGCAUGCAGGAACAGCAGAGAAGCCUGAACCUCUCCAACCAAAUGAACACUUCAGAUGAGGCAAAGAACAACCCUAAUCCAGCUAGUCAAGUUCGAGAUAUUGACGAGAUCUUUGGCGGGAGCUCAGUGAGUGCAGGUGUGAAUGGAAAAGAAAACGGCUCCUCCUCUACCGUCUCUCAACCCUCUAGAGUUUCUCUGACUCUGGAAGAGAAGCAGCGUUUGGCUAAGGAGCAGGAGCAGGCAGCAAAACUAAGGAGCCAGCAACCUUUGGCACCACAGAGCGUCAAACCUGCCACAACUACUACACAGGCAAAGGACUUGACCAGCAGUCUACUGAACAACAUGACCUCACUCAACAGCUUAUCCCUGAACUCUGGUCCUCGGACAACGCCCAUGCAGACUGGUACACUCUCUUCUGGUUUCUCUAGUGGAUCCGCCAUGAGCGGCAUGGCCACCAUGGGCGCCAUCAGUAAUGGCUUCAACUCCACCAUGGGCUUCCAAACAGGAGGCGUGGGUAUGGGCAUGCGGCCGGCCACCCCUGGCCUAUAUGGGGGUAUGGCCACCACCACCAGCACCCCGAAUUUCAGCACCCUCACACAGAACCAGAAUCAGCCCAGCAAGCCUCCAGACAUGUCGGCCCUGGAUUCUCUCUUCUCUGCUAACAAACCCAAAGUCAGCUUGAACCAAAUGGCCUCCAAGCCUGCCACAGGUGCCGCAGCACCGUCCCCCUGGCUCAACCAGUUCGGUACAGGUCAUCCCACGCAGACUGCAGGCAUGCAGGCAGCACCAAUGGGGAUGCCGGGGGUGCAAGGUGGGUUUGGAAUGCAGGCUAACCCUUUCUUUAACCCACAGAACUUCUCACAACCUGCCACUGCCCCCACCAUGAACACAGGGAUGCUGAAACAGAGCACAUCAGUCAACACUGAUCUGAAAGAUCUCUUUGGAUAAAAAAAAAAAAAAGUCUGACUGUCGUUCUUGUUUCCAUUUGCCUAGCAAAGAGAGCUCUAAACGAAACAAUAUCAACAGUGUCGGCGAUAACAGAGAUAUAACGGUGAAGAAGGUCAAUAUAGUCCAUCUUAACGGACCAUUGUUUCAUUUUGUUUUGCAUCUGGUCUAUUUUGAGUCAUGUAUUUCUCGUGGUGGACCUUUUUUGUUGAGCCGCAGUCAAUCAGAAGAUGGCCACCAGCCUUAAACAGGCAGGGUCAUGUGUAUUUCUACAGGUCACACUUGUCUUACUGAUAUCCUGCCUCAAUACUGCAUACUGGAUGUGAAUGUGUUGUUUUGGUUUGAUCACUCUUCACAUACGCUAGCAUCUGGGCUGGAAUUAUCCAAAAUGAGGAGUCAAAAGGCAAGGUGUGGAACAAAAAAGCAUCCUUCAGUGAGGAAGAGAGUAUUAAUUCCCUUCUCUAUAGGGCUUGGGAAACAAUGUCACAUUGUGCUGUAUUAUGGGAUCGUUCCGCUAUAUUGGUGGGGUUCGUUCUUUGUGUACAUCCUACAGAUACUCAUACUCACUGUGAUAGUCAUAGAGAUUGCUAUUUUAUUGUGGUUUUUCAGACGUGUCCUGCAUAAAAGUGAAUCAAAUGAAAAGAUGGUGCAUCUUAACCCACUCCAGAGUGAUGCUGAACAAAUCUUAUAUGGAUAGAAUUAACCUUGCUGACGGUGUGGAUCCAUACAAACUCCCAAAGUGAAAUGAAUUAAGUCCAUGUACAGUUUAUGAAUGGGUAUUCCCCUUCAGCCACUGGCAGAUUUAACUUGCAGAUGUUUUCCUUCUCAUAUUUCACUUAAUCUUUAAAAUAUUUAACUCACUUAUUGGCAUGUUUCACUUAGUCACUGCCAUAUUUUACUAGAAAGGAUUUAUACAACCUUUGAUUUUAGUCAGCCACUGCCCUAUUUCUCUAGUUACUGGCAGAUUUCACCCAGUUUUUGGCAUAUUUCACUCAGACGCUGAAUGUAUAGGCAGACUUUUAGCAAACACUGCCUAGAUUGUUAGCAAACUAACAACAGUCAAUAUAAAGUCUUGAAGAGAAACAGCCAAAUGCUAAUCACCUAACACAUCAGCUAAUGUUACUAGAAUAGGUUCAUCAUAACUUAAUUCACCUUGUAUCUUUUUAGCUGGGAAACAGUGAGUUUGAGUUAGAUAGCCAAUACCAAAUGUGAUAAAUCUGCUAAAUGAUGUUGAAGGUUUUAUUUCAUUAUAUCUAUAUGAUUAGAUCAAUAAAAUGAGCAAGAGUUUGAUGUUUAUCCACACUGUGAUGUUUCCCAUGUGCAGUUUAACAAGAGCUGCGUCCAGACAGUUAAAUGAAACUGCUGCUCUCUGUUGCUCUCAUAUUUUAUCUGGUACUCAUCAAGAUCCACAUGCUAGUCAGCUCGGCAAACCUAUAUACUGAGUCUAUGGGCUUCAGAUCAGUCAAAAUCAAGGAAAGCAGGUCAGACAUAAAGAUUCAUUCAAAUAUUCAGAACCACCCUAGACUGACUAACCCUGCCACAAUGGCGGAUCCCCAUAAGACACUACGUCAUGACAUCACAUUCCCAGGCCUUAGUAAGUACAGGUUCUGUCUUACUCAUUCCUCAGUUUCUCUUUGCACUUUUUUUUUCCCUCUCCUCCACAUUCACUCACUCUGAGCUACCUACUUAUUUGAAAACCUCUUAAAGGCUUUUUAUUGGAAAACCUCUUAAAGAAUUAGAGGAAUACUCCAGCUUUUUUCAGUCUAAUCUCUGUCUGCUUCAUCUGUAGUGUGCAGGUGAUUACCAGGGGAAGUAAUUUCAACAUGGUCUUUAUAGGGAUGAACUGAUAUGGAAGUUGUAGGUCAGUGCAAUCUGAUAUUUUUCAUGUAUGUAUCUACCUAUGACCUAAAUGCUCUGCUCUUCUGGUGUACAGCAAAUACAUCGUCAAAUAUCGUUUGAAAUAUUGGCUAAAUGGAAACAUCAGUCUGAUGUUUAAUAUUUAGAUAUUUAAUAUAUUUAGUAUUUAGGUAAUAUUUAGAUAUUUAUGCAAAUAUCUCCUGAUACCAAUAUCAUUCCAAUAUUAUUGUGCAUCCCUAGUUCUCUCUCUUGGAACCCACUUGGUUUCAGCACCUACUUUUGGCUUCUGUUAUAAGUGUACUAUGAGUCAGUUGGUUUUCUUUUUUGAGUACAGGGAAAUUGUCUGUGGUAGUCAACUGUGUGCUACAGAUGCAGCAGACCUAGAUCAGGUUAAAAAAAACACAGAAAUAUUUUAUUAAUUGCUGUCCAUCCAGGAGACAGCAUCAUACUAUUCCACCACUGAGAAGAUUUGAGAUGACAGUCCUUUGGCUUUGUUUAUACAGGCUGUCAAAUUAGGCUAUAUAUGCUUUUUGUCAUUUAGCUAAUCUUUUCCUUGCACUAAUCAUUCACAUCUAGUCUUUUAAGAUGUGGUUUGAACCAUAUUCACCUAAAGAUGCAUUUAUUUCAGCAACUGAACACAUCAGUAGUAUGUAGGGCUGACCCGAACAGCAUUUUACAGCAUGUUUCGAAAAUCCGUUCUCAAAACCAAUGAAACUUUGAAAACAAUUUUUGCAUUUCAUAAUUACUACAUAAUUAAAUCUUAAGAAUGUACAUCACUGCAGUUCAAACUAAACCUAGUAUGUAAGGCAUGUAGCCUAUCAAGUGGAUGAUUCAUCAAACCUGUUGUGCCUCCAUUGUAUACCAGCCACUUACUGCAACUUUUGCACAGAGCAUUCUUUUAAUUGUCUGUUUAUUUAAAUUGUGAUGUCUUUCUGAGGCGCCUCUACUCUUUUAGCUUCAGCGGCCUCAAUCAUAUACAUACAUACAUACAUACAUACAUACACACACAUACACACACACACUCACAUACAUAUAUAUGUGUAAAACAAGCACUGUUUUACACAAACACUUCUGUUGAUAAGAAGUAUCUGUUGUAGUUUUGGCUGAUUUUUUUCAUUUUUUUGUGUCUUAAAAAUGUUGAUGCUUUCAAAGACUGAAUAAAAAAAACUGAUACCAAUACAACAAACAAAUAUCCGAGUUCGGGUCAGCCCUAGUAAUCUGUUUAAACUCAAAUAUAAAUUUUUACCCUACUGUGUAGUUGUGGUUAAGGAAAGAGGGAGAGUGAGAGUUUUCUUUGUUGGAGAGUCGAUAUGAGUUGCACACUGGAGUAUAAUCUGCAGUUUGAGGAACGGUGCAGAAUUUUUUUUUUUUUUAAAUCAAACUUGCAGUUUGAUGAAAGUGCAUUGAUGGUGCACAGACCAUACUGGAGAUUGUUUUGGUUAUUUUAAUAAUUAAAUAGAAGCCCUUAAAUGCCAAUAAAGUUGCAUAUAAAUCUAAUAAAUCCUUAAAGGAAUAAAGUUAACUGCCAUUGAUAGUGUUUGAUUAGGAAUUUAGUCGUGCUUUACUGGCCUUUAAAAGCUUCAUUAGAACAGCAGUAUACGUUCUGUUAGUACCCAUGUUUGUCCAACUGGUGUCCUCUUUGUAUGUAACGUAUGUUUUGUUCUUUGGUUGCAUGUUACUGAUCAUACCUGCACAGGAGCCCGUGUGACAGUAGCAUCGGGACAGAGUGGGUAGAGGGUUAAAAAAGAAAAAAAAAACACCAACUUAACCUUUAAUUCCUCAUCAUGACCAAAUAGAAAUAGCUGCAACAUGGCGAGCCACUCUUCUAGAACUGUGUAUAGUAUUUACAUAUCAUAUUGAAUGAAGUGUAUAAUAUAUUGAGAUUAAUUUGAUAUCAGUUAGGAUUUUUUUAAUAUAUUAUCUUCAGAUCACUUUCUCAAAGGGGACCUCUAUGAGUGUAUGAAUGGAGAAAAUAAGCCUUAUGAAGAGAGGUGUGCAAUAAUAGGUCUUUUGAAGGGGUUUUGUAAAAGGCUUGCUGUGAAUGAGUGUUUUAGCACAUACAGUUUUCAUAUAUGGGCAGUAUCUGGGCUUUAGUUUCAAUAAAUAAAUGACACACUGGGUUAUCAUCACUACAGCAAUUUGAAAAUACAACAUAAAGCAGUUCCAUUGAAUUAUGAGGUAGUUAAGAGUUAAUGUAAGAAAACCUUUGGUGCAACCAUACCACAUAUUUGUAAUUCAGAAAUUUCUUUAUGGAAAACUGGACUUUAUCUCCAGUCAAAUGGCCCAGUUCUGAUUGCCAGUGCAACCAGUUUGACACCUAAAUGAAUGGAAACAAAACAAAUGAAAGCUUAUUCUUCUAUCAGAACCUUUAUAUUCUACCAAUGUAAUAUGUGUACAACGUGGCAUCUUUGUGAACUUUGUAUUGUGUUACGAGGUUGUAUUGUCUGAAGUUGAGAGUUUUCAUGAAAAUCUGUAAAUAUUUAUCAAAAUACACAUGUUGACAUUCUCUUUAAUGCCUUUUGAUCACUUCAUCGAACAGACCGAUUGUGUACAUUUCUAAUUGCAUUGUAUAGUUUUGGUCAGAAAGAAUAGAUCUGAUGAAUAGUUUGAAGGUUUGAAUAAAGCUCUUCGAGUAAUGGGAAACAAUGAA
Messenger RNA from Colossoma macropomum (tambaqui), 7475 nucleotides. It is a transcript of the gene scyl2, whose product is annotated as SCY1 like pseudokinase 2. The record is from RefSeq and is a predicted model, not a curated record. NCBI's taxonomy places the organism in Eukaryota, Metazoa, Chordata, Actinopteri, Characiformes, Serrasalmidae. The coding region runs from base 182 to 2971 and encodes 929 amino acids. The transcript has 18 exons. Gene Ontology annotation, molecular function: protein kinase activity; ATP binding. Gene Ontology annotation, biological process: protein phosphorylation.